Messenger RNA from Pollicipes pollicipes, 1759 nucleotides. RefSeq names its product THO complex 1-like protein Hpr1 (gene Hpr1). Gene Ontology annotation, molecular function: protein binding. The record is from RefSeq and is a predicted model, not a curated record. Gene Ontology annotation, cellular component: THO complex part of transcription export complex. Gene Ontology annotation, biological process: signal transduction; mRNA export from nucleus. NCBI's taxonomy places the organism in Eukaryota, Metazoa, Arthropoda, Thecostraca, Pollicipedomorpha, Pollicipedidae.
UACACAACGGAUGUGUUAGCUGCCUUCUCAGGAUUUCGACUCGACGAGUCAUCCGGGUCACAUUCGAGUCAACUGGGAUCGGAGGAGAGCCAGCAGUACUUCGCCAAGUACCUGACGUCGCAGAAGCUGCUGCAGCUGCAACUCAGCGACGCCAUGUUCCGGCGAUACGUGCUCGUCCAGUUCCUGAUCCUCUUCCAGUACCUCACCUCCCAGGUCAAGUUCAAAAGCGAGACGCAGUCGCUGUCGGAGGCGCAGCAGGCCUGGGUGCGCGACACGCAGCAGGCUGUCUACCGGCUGAUGGCCGAGACGCCGCCUCAGGGCCAGCUGUUCGCCGACACCAUCAGGAGCAUACUGAAGCGUGAGGAGAACUGGAACGCCUGGAAGAACGACGGCUGUCCGGCGUUCAAGCCGCCGGCGGCGGAGGAGACUCCGCCGGAGCCGGCGGCUGGCCGGCCGGCGCCGCGCCGCCGCCCCAAGCGCAAGGUCGGAGACGUGCUCCGCCACGCCGAGGCCAAGAAAAAGUUUCUCAUGGGACACCCCGAGCUCACCCGGCUGUGGAACGUGUGCCCCGACAACAUGGAGGCCUGCAAGACGUCCAAGCGCGACUUCCUGCCGCCGCUCGACACGUUCUUCGACGAGGCCAUCACCCAGAUGGACCCGGCCACCAUGGUAGAGGACCAGUACAAAGUCAUCAACAACGGCGACUACGGGUGGCGCGCGCUCCGGCUGCUGGCGCGCCGCUCGCCGCACUUCUUCGCCGCCGCGCAGAAGAUCCCUAACUCGCUGCCCGACUACCUGGACACCAUCCUGAAGAAGGUGGCCAACGACAUACCGAAGUUUAGCGGCGGUAACGGUGCCGGCGACGCCUCGCUGACGGCCGCCGAUGAGACGGUGGCGGACGGCGCGGCCGAGGCCGAGGAGCUGCGCGCUGAGGAGGCGCCCGAGGAGGCGGCGCCAGCGCGGCGCGUGCACCGGCUCACCGAGCCGCUGGCCGGCCAGCUGGCGGCGCGGCUCGGGGCCGACUGGAAGCGGCUUGCUUCACGGCUCGGAUUCCAGUCGGAUGAGGUGGACUACUUCGUAAGCGAGCAGCCGACGGCGGAGGCGCAGGCGGCCAUGAUGUUCCGCCAGUGGAUGGACAACGAGCGCGAAGAGGCCACCCAGGAGGAGCUGCUGUACGCCCUUGAGGCCGUCAAGCUGGACACCGCCGUUCGGGAGCUGUUCGACCCAGAGGUGCGCGGAGAGACGGACGCCCCGGCCGAUAGCUAGCCAGCCUCUCAGGGUCGGCGUCGGCCGCCGACAGAGGGCCGCGUCGGGGGCUCGGCCGCCGACAGGUGGCAGCGCCGGCACCUCGGGCCAGGGUAGGCUGUCCGCACGGGCCACUGAGCAGCCGGUGCAUGCCCUGCUGAGCUGGCCGGCAGCGUCAGCGACGCCAUCGCCCUUCGGACUGCGCCAGAAACGGUGUGAACCACUCCGUCUAGUGGCGGCCGGGGCAUCGGACGCCGCGCCGGAGCUGACCUGGUCUGGCCCGAGGACACCAGCGACGGCGCGCGGUCGGCUGCUGCCCGUCGUACUGUUCUCGGCGCUGGGAGCCGCGGUCUCACCCGACCAGCCAUCGGAGAGGAGUCGGUGCUCGUGCUGUGCCUGUUCUGAACUCUGGGAUCCGCCCGUACGCGGCGAGCGCGCCCCUGUACUGUUCACCUGUAUGUGGUACAACCUAACUGACAGUGACGUACAAUACAGCCGCUGGUCGUGGCCUUCC